This is a messenger RNA of Lucilia cuprina (Australian sheep blowfly), 1999 nucleotides long. It is a transcript of the gene Arp3, whose product is annotated as actin-related protein 3. Gene Ontology annotation, cellular component: Arp2/3 protein complex; actin cortical patch. Gene Ontology annotation, biological process: Arp2/3 complex-mediated actin nucleation. NCBI's taxonomy places the organism in Eukaryota, Metazoa, Arthropoda, Insecta, Diptera, Calliphoridae. The transcript has 7 exons. The coding region runs from base 167 to 1423 and encodes 418 amino acids. The record is from RefSeq and is a predicted model, not a curated record. Gene Ontology annotation, molecular function: actin filament binding.
UUGGAGCAGUAGAAAUUCGUUUUUUUCGUGACACAUCUAAUAUUCGGUCGAGGUGUGGUUGUAAAAAUUUAUUAAAUUCCUCAUUAAUAUUAAAUAAAAAGCAAAAUUUAUUUAAUAAGUUGAUAAAUUCUAACUAAAGUAUUAAGUUAAUAUUAUAAAAAACAUAAUGGCUAACCGUUUACCGGCUUGUGUGAUUGAUGUAGGCACCGGCUAUACAAAAUUGGGAUUUGCUGGCAACAAAGAACCACAAUUUAUAAUUCCCUCGGCUAUUGCCAUCAAAGAGUCAGCUCGUGUGGGUGACACCAAUACCAGACGCAUAACAAAAGGUAUUGAGGAUUUGGAUUUCUAUAUAGGCGAUGAGGCUUUCGAUGCCACUGGCUAUUCAGUCAAGUACCCAGUCCGUCAUGGUUUGGUGGAAGAUUGGGAUUUGAUGGAACGUUUUUUGGAACAAUGCAUUUUUAAAUACUUAAGAGCCGAACCUGAAGAUCAUCAUUUUUUACUUACUGAACCUCCAUUAAAUACUCCCGAAAAUCGCGAGUAUACUGCUGAAAUUAUGUUUGAGACUUUUAAUGUUCCUGGUCUUUAUAUUGCUGUGCAGGCUGUUUUAGCUUUGGCUGCGAGUUGGGCUUCCAGACCAGUCGAGGAACGUACACUCACUGGCAUCGUUGUUGAUAGUGGUGAUGGUGUUACUCAUGUCAUUCCAGUGGCUGAAGGCUAUGUUAUCGGUUCAUGCAUUAAACAUAUACCAAUUGCUGGUCGCAAUAUAACCUCCUUCAUACAGAGUUUAUUGCGCGAACGUGAAGUUGGUAUACCACCCGAACAAAGUUUAGAAACUGCCAAAGCUAUUAAAGAGAAACACUGUUACAUUUGCCCCGACAUUGCCAAAGAAUUUGCUAAAUAUGAUACGGAGCCGGGCAAAUGGAUACGUAACUAUACGGGCAUCAAUUCGGUCACAAAAUCACCAUUCACUGUUGAUGUUGGCUACGAACGUUUCUUGGGUCCAGAAAUAUUCUUCCAUCCGGAAUUUUCGAAUCCUGAUUUUACUAUACCCUUAUCGGAGAUUGUUGAUAAUGUCAUACAAAAUUGUCCCAUUGAUGUGAGACGACCAUUGUACAAUAAUAUUGUUUUAAGUGGUGGCUCUACAAUGUUUAAAGAUUUUGGACGUCGUUUGCAGCGUGAUAUCAAACGUUCGGUCGAUACACGUUUGCGUAUUAGUGAAAAUCUAUCGGAGGGUAGAAUUAAGCCAAAACCCAUUGAUGUACAAGUUAUUACACAUCAUAUGCAACGUUAUGCUGUUUGGUUUGGUGGCAGUAUGUUAGCUUCAACGCCUGAAUUCUAUCAGGUUUGUCAUACAAAAGCUGCUUACGAAGAAUAUGGACCUGGUAUUUGUCGUCACAAUCCUGUCUUUGGUACUAUGACAUAAUCACAUUUUACACACACAUCUAAUAUUAUUUAUUUUACUGUGAAUUGGUUUUUAUAACAUUAAUAACAGAUUUUCCUGCUUUUUAAAACAGUUUAUUAUAACAUAUUUGGUAUUUUAACACAACAAGAUUGUUUUCUUUUUUAUUAUUAUUAUUUCGUUAUCAAAAAUUAUUUACUUUUAAUUCUUUUGUAUUUCUAAGUUAACUUCUUUUAUAAACCAAUAUUUUUUUUAAAUAUUCUUAACUAAGCAGUUGUGUCUUUUGUCUAGACAAUUUUCAUCAUUUAUAUAAAUGCAUUUUCCUCAGCCUGUUUAUAAGUAUUUUUGUUUUUCUUAAUUUUUAUUGUAUACACAAAGUUUUUCUCUAAUGAAACAUUUAAUUCGGCCAAAAGAAAAAAAAUACAAUUUUAUAAAAACAAAAGAAAGUAUUUCUCCAGUAUAUAAUUUCAAUAAUAAAAACGUUUUUUAAAUCCUAAGCAAAACAAAAAAUUCAUGUUUAAAAAUAUAUUAAAAAGAAAAAUAAAAAUAUCGACAGAUUUAAUCUGUUGGAGAAAUUAUUGGAAAUCAUUAUUAAAAAGA